This is a messenger RNA of Electrophorus electricus (electric eel), 3189 nucleotides long. RefSeq names its product signal transducer and activator of transcription 4 (gene stat4). Gene Ontology annotation, biological process: regulation of DNA-templated transcription; signal transduction. The record is from RefSeq and is a predicted model, not a curated record. Gene Ontology annotation, molecular function: DNA binding; DNA-binding transcription factor activity. NCBI's taxonomy places the organism in Eukaryota, Metazoa, Chordata, Actinopteri, Gymnotiformes, Gymnotidae.
UUAAGUUACAACAGCCAGUAUCUAGCGUGCUAUUAGAGGCUAAAUAACUUACCACUUUUUGUAACAUUUUUGUGCUAUUUUAUACGCCUACCACAUGUCUGUUUUCUAGUUAACAAAAAAGUAUGAAAUUAUUAAAUAAAUUAAAAACAUAGUCUAUACUGUAUGUAAAUUAUGACCUAAGGUUCCACUGACGGAUGGAAUUUCAAGACACAGCGAGUUCAACCUUUCAUCCACUGCCGUCGUCACUACAUGCCAUACAGCGUGAAGAGGCGUGCGGCACGCAGACGAGUAUUCAGAUCACUGUAGAUUUGCACCUGGGGUCCUGCAUAAGGAUAAGUGAAUACGAUUGUUCUCUAUUCAAAAGCUAAAAGGAAUCUGUUCAAAAUAAAACGGACGGAAGCAUUGAACGACCGAGAGAGACUGGACGCAACAGUCAAUCAAAAAUAUAAUUGCGGAUAUUGAGCAACUCUGACUGGAACAACAUGAGUCAAUGGAAACAAAUCCAGCAGUUAGAUAUGAAGUUCCUUGAGCAGGUUGACUACUUUUAUGAUGAUAACUUUCCAAUGGAAUUGCGGCAGGUGUUGGCAAACUGGAUUGAAAGUCAAGACUGGGAAACGGCCACAAAUCACGAGACCAUGGCUGCUGUUCUCUUCAAUAACUUCUUGGUCCAGCUGGAGAGACAGUGUUCCCGGGAACAAAACUUUCUGCACAGGCACAACCUGAAGAGAAUAUUCCAUCAGAUCCAGCUAAAGUAUAAAGCCAACCCCCAGCACCUGUCCUCUGUGAUCUCCAACUGUCUGAGAGAGGAGAGGCGUAUCAUAUCUGCCGCCAGCAUGCAGGAGCAGGGUCCACUAGAAAAAUCCAUGCAAAAUUCAGUAGCACUGGAGAAACAGAAGAACCUGGAUAACAAAGUGGCGGUUAUCCGUAGUAGUGUGCAGAUUUUGGACCAGGCAGUGAAGUAUCUGGAGGACAUGCAGGAUGACUUUGACUUUCGUUAUAAAACCCUCCAGCUUCGGGACCCAGUGGAUAGAAACUCUCAGAACAUGAAACAGGAAGUCAUGACACUUCAGGAAAUACUCAACCGUCUGGAUUUCAAGAGGAAGGAGAUUUUGUCCAAGAUGGGAGAUGUGAUAAAGGAAAUAGACACGAUGAUGGGCUCUCAGCUAAUGCCCGAGCUACAAGAGUGGAAGCGUAGACAGCAGAUGGCGUGUGUCGGGGGCCCUGUCCUCACUGGCCUCGACCAGCUGCAGAACUGGUUUACCAUGACUGCACAGAGCUUGUUCCAGAUCAAACGCCAGCUGGAUAAACUGGGAGAACUGAUUGUGAAGGUGACAUACGAGAGUGACCCUAUCCCUCUGCAAAGGCCUCAGAUGGAGGAACAAGUCAAAUAUCUCAUCUACCAUCUCAUAAAGAGUUCCUUUGUGGUGGAGAUGCAGCCCUGUAUGCCCACACAUCCUCAGAAACCACUUAUCAUUAAGACCCAAGUGCAGUUCACGACUAAAGUCAGAUUGUUGGUUAAACUACCUGAAGUAGAUUAUCAGCUUAAAGUGAAGACAACAUUUGACAAGGACCUUCCAUCCGGCAAAAUUACCAGGCAGUUCUUCAUCCUCACCAACACCACCAAAGUGAUGGAUGUGGAGGAGUCCUCCAAUGGCUGUUUAUCAGUGGAAUUCAGACAUCUGCAGCUGAAAGAGAAGAAAUGCACGAGUGGAACCAAAGGAAAUGAGGGUCCCCUAACAGUGACGGAAGAGCUCCACUCUCUGAGCUUUGAGGCCAUGCUGUGUUUGCAAGGCCUGGAUAUUGACUUAGAGACAUGCUCCCUGCCCUUAGUGGUCAUAUCCAAUGUCAGCCAGCUUCCAGCAGGUUGGGCCUCGGUCAUGUGGUACAACUUGCUGACAGAUGAGCCCAAGAACCUAGCAUUCUUCAACAACCCACCGAGGGCUAGCUGGAGCCAGCUCUCCGAGAUCCUCAACUGGCAGUUCUCCAGCUUUGCUGGCCGGGGCCUCAAUAAGGAGCAGUUGAGCAUGCUGGGAGAUAAACUUCUGGGUCAACAUGCCUCUUACAAUGACUGCCAGGUGUCUUGGUCUAGGUUCUGCAAGGAAAACAUCCUGGGGAAGCCGUUCAGUUUCUGGCUGUGGCUCGACUCUAUCCUGGAGCUCAUUAAGAAACACUUGCUUCCUGUUUGGAUUGAUGGCUACAUCAUGGGCUUUGUGAGUAAGGAGAUGGAGCGUGUUCUGCUGAAGGACAAGGAGCCUGGUACCUUUCUGCUGCGCUUCAGUGAAAGUCACUUAGGAGGGAUCACUUUCACCUGGGUGGAGCAAGAAAAUGGGGAGGCAAAGUUCAUCUCUGUGGAACCAUACACCAAGAGCCGCCUGAGUGCUCUACCCAUUGCUGAUAUUAUACGCGAUUACAAAGUCAUCGCAGACGGGAUUGUCCCAGAGAAUCCACUAAAGUUCCUUUACCCCGACAUCCCCAAGGAUGAGGCGUUUGGGAAGCAUUACAACAGUCAGCCAUACAGAGUUUGUUCCUACAUACAAACAAAUUUGAUUCCCAUCUCACUGAUCACCACGCCGCCCCCUUGCUUGUCUCCGGAGCCUCCCCUCUCCCCUGGCAUGUCGCACAUGCUCAGUGAGCAUAUGAGCUCAUACGACUUCAUGAAUUCAUUGGCAUGAUAUUGUUAUCACAGUUCAAAGAUGUAAAGUUUUCUGCUGAACGUGUACAAAAUUACAGAGGGAUGCCAAAUGGGAAAGACUCAAUGUACAGAGUCAAUGCACAGAUGUACUUACACAUGUAGUAAUCAUUUAUUUUUUGAAUAAACCAAUUUCAAAUGUUAUACUUCCUAUAUAUCAAUGGUAAGAAUUCUAUCUCCCUAUAUAAACUACUAUAAAGUUUGUAUCAUUAACAUGAAGCCCACAGUACAGCUUGGUGGUCACUGAGCAAGACAUUUAAUCAUUGAUUUCCUCUUACAAUUUUCCUUACUUGGAAGUGUAAUCAUAUUUGUUUCCUCUGGAUGUUGUAAAAAUAUUUCUAUGUGCUCUUAUAUGCUUUUUUUCUUAUUUCUGUUUAUAUGUGAUUUAUUGUUUAAUUCCAGUAUGUUCCUCUGUGGCGGUUAUGUAUGUAAGUUCAUAAGCCUAUUCCAUGUGUUGCUACAUAUGCCUAUAUAAGAAAAUAAAGUGCUCUAUUCUGAAA